This is a messenger RNA of Oenanthe melanoleuca, 2742 nucleotides long. It is a transcript of the gene PDHX, whose product is annotated as pyruvate dehydrogenase complex component X. Gene Ontology annotation, cellular component: pyruvate dehydrogenase complex; mitochondrion. The transcript is spliced from 11 exons. Gene Ontology annotation, molecular function: acyltransferase activity. The coding region runs from base 30 to 1523 and encodes 497 amino acids. Gene Ontology annotation, biological process: pyruvate decarboxylation to acetyl-CoA. The record is from RefSeq and is a predicted model, not a curated record. NCBI's taxonomy places the organism in Eukaryota, Metazoa, Chordata, Aves, Passeriformes, Muscicapidae.
CCCGGCGCGGUCGGGGGGUGGGGGCCAAGAUGGCGGCGUCCCUGUGGCUGAGCGGCGGCGGGGAGCGGCUGCUGCGGCUGCUGCGGGCCGGGCGCUCGGCGCUGGGCGCGGGGCUCUCCCUGCCCGCCCGGCCAGGCUGGAGGCACCUGCACGGCACCCGGGAGCUGCUGGGUACCCCUGGUAUUAAAGUUCUUAUGCCUGCACUUUCUCCAACAAUGGAAGAAGGAAACAUUGUGAAAUGGUUAAAAAAGGAAGGUGACACAGUGAAUGUUGGAGAUGCACUGUGUGAAAUUGAAACGGACAAAGCAGUGGUUACCAUGGAAUCAAGUGAUGAAGGCGUGUUGGCUAAAAUACUGGUGGAAGAAGGAAGCAAAAAUGUUCGCUUGGGCUCACUAAUUGGUCUGCUGGUAGAGGAAGGACAGGACUGGAAGCAAGUUGAAAUACCAGCUGAUGCUGGUGUUCCAUCUUCUGUGGCUCCACCUGCACCUGCCCCAGCUCCUGCAGCUCCCUCAGUUUCAGCCCCUCCUAAACUGCAACAUCAACCUGGGACAAUGCAGGUUCGCUUAAGUCCUGCAGCUCGCAGCAUUCUGGAGACACAUGGACUAGAUCCAAGCAAUAUUACACCUACUGGCCCUAGAGGAAUCUUCACUAAAGAGGAUGCUCUCAAACUUCUGCAAGAGAAGCAGAAAGGUAAACCCAGUGAACUGAAACCUGUGGUUUCUCCAGCUCCUGCUGCAGUGCCUUCUCCUUCACAAGCAACAGCCGUGACUUCUUAUCCAAGGCCAGCAAUUCCACCAGUUUCCACACCAGGACAGCCUGCUGCACUGGGUACAUUCACCGAAAUCCCAGCUAGCAACAUCCGAAGAGUUAUUGCUAAGAGAUUAACAGAGUCUAAAACCACCAUACCUCAUGCAUAUGCUGCUGCUGACUGUGUCAUUGAUGCUGUUUUGAAAUUAAGAAAAGAAUUGGCCAAAGAUGACAUUAAAGUAUCUGUAAAUGAUUUUAUUAUCAAGGCAACAGCAGUUACUCUGAAGCAAAUGCCAGAUGUGAAUGUAACGUGGGAUGGGGAAGCCUGCAGGCGGCUGCAGUCCAUUGACAUCUCCAUUGCCGUGGCAACGGACCGAGGGCUCAUUACGCCCAUCAUAAAAGAUGCUGCUGCCAAGGGAAUAAAGGAAAUUGCUGCCUCUGCAAAGGCUCUAGCAAAGAAAGCCAGAGAUGGAAAACUGUUACCAGAAGAGUACCAGGGAGGAUCUUUUAGUAUCUCCAAUCUGGGCAUGUUUGGCAUCAGUGGUUUCACAGCAGUCAUAAACCCUCCUCAGGCCUGCAUCCUCGCUGUGGGCCGAGCAAGGCCAGAGCUCAGGAUUGUGGAAGAUGAAGAAGGGAAUGAGAAACUUGAGCAGCAUCAACUCAUGACAGUGACUCUUUCGAGUGAUGGUCGAGUGGUGGAUGAUGAACUGGCUUCAAAGUUUCUGGAGACCUUGAAAGCCAAUAUAGAGAAUCCAAUGCGACUGGCCUUAAAUUAAACCCAGUGAAGAUUGCUUCCUGUUCUGACAGUAUAGAUAACUAUUAUUUACUUAAGGUUGUUUUCUGUAUAGAGGAGUAAAUAGCUGAAGACGGACAGUUAAGACUAUUUAAUUUAUGAAUUAAUGUGAAACGCUCAUGGUUUUAGUCUUCUGUAAUAGCCAGGUUUCCUACUGUAAAGCUAAAAGACUUGGAAGUUAACAAACCACGUUUCUUUAAGCAUUUAGUAUCAAUGAUACUUAUUUGCAUAGGAAAGUCAAUCUCAUCUGUAAAAAAAAUUCAAUAAAACUUUAUGAAAUAUAAAAGGGAAUAAUAGAAUAAUUUGGGUUGAAAGGGACCUUUAAAGGUCAUGUAGUCCAGCUUCUCCUGCAAUGAACAUGGAUGUCUUCUGAGCCCCACCCACCCUGACCUUGAAUGUUUCCAGAGAUGGGGGAUCUUCUGCCUCUCUGGGCAUCCUGUUCUGUCUUUUACAACCCUCACUCCAAAAAUCUUCCUUACAUAUAGUUUGAAUCUGCCCACUUUCAAUUUAAAAUUACCCCUUCUCCUAUUGCAACAGGCCCUGCUAAAAAGUUUGUUCCAAUCUUUCUUAAAAGCCUCCUUUAAGUUUUGAAAAAAACAGAACUUAAUUGUGCAAGUGGUGUUCUCAUAGAGGUCCCAGUAUGAAAGGUCAAUUUUUGCACACUGAAUAGUUGCUGAUUAAUGCUGUUCUUUGCAUGGAUGGAAUGUAGAUGUAAAUAGAAAGUGUUUCAUCAUCGGUGUAUAUUGAAACAUAACUUGGAGGCUCAAGUGCAGUGGCCUGAGCUUUAAAUUAACAGAAUUAGAUGGGUAUCUUUCUUGCAUAUGAAUAUGGAACCACAUGUUGCAUGUAAAUGUAUGAAAUUGCUGUGUUUACAGGACCUCAUGAGAAUAUAGAUUGUCAAUAGAAUUAUGGGAAUUUGUCUUUUUCUGGUUUGUGCAACUGCUUUUUCCUAAUGCUUUGUAGGAAUUAAUUAUGGCAGCAGCUCAACAAGUAAGCAGCUACUUGCAAGACAAACUUUACUUAACACUGAGGUGAGUUUCUGCUAAAUGAGUUUGCUUUUUUACCUUCUUCUGAUAUUAUAAAUUUCAUCAACUAUUAGUUUGAUUGUUAGGAGAGAAUGUGCAGGAAUGGACAUAACCAUUCUCUAUUUCCAAGAGUUUUUUACUGGUAAACCAUAUUAAAAAUUGGUUCUUGAGGAUUAA